Metarhizium brunneum ARSEF 3297 is the source of this 1287-nucleotide messenger RNA. The record is from RefSeq and is a predicted model, not a curated record. Lineage: Eukaryota; Fungi; Ascomycota; Sordariomycetes; Hypocreales; Clavicipitaceae.
AUGUCUAGCUCGAGAUUCUCGCAGAUCCUCUGGAAGGCCGCCCCAAGAGCAAGUCGUGUCACUCAUUUGGUGUUUCUCACUUGCAAGGAGCAGGUUCGGCAGAUAAGCUUGCACGAGUAUCAGUCGCAAAACAUUCUGAGACAGUAUGGCGUCCCUGUUCCUCGCGGCCGAACCGUGAAAACGGCCAGUGAGGCCCGCAUUGCAGCACAAGAGCUGGGCCCGGCAUGCAUCAUCAAAGCCCAAGUCUUGGGUCGUGGACGAGCCGCCGGCAAGUUCGACAAUGGCCUCAAAAGCGGCAUCCAAGCCGUUUCCACCCCGGACCAAGCCGAGCACGUGGCAUCCAAAAUGCUCGACCAGAGACUUCUCACAAAGGACAAUGGCACCGACGGCCAUGUCGUGGAGAAGCUCUACGUUGCCGAGGCAGCAACCUACGAUUCUCAAUGGUACCUCGCCAUGACGAUUGAUCGGGAAAACUACCAGCCCGCCAUCAUUGUCUCCAAAGAGGGCGGGGUUGAACUCGAUGUUCUCAUCAGCGAACGGCCUGACAGCCUGUUUACCUUUGGCUUUGGCAUAUCGGAGGGCAUCACCAAUGCCUUGGUGCAAGACAUCCAGCAGCGUCUGGGCACGACGGACCAAGAAACGGCAAACUUGACCCAUAUCCUAACCCAACUGUACAGCAUCUUCCGAGACCGAGAAGCCACUCAUCUUGAAAUAAAUCCUCUGGGACGAUCACUUGACGGUUCCUUCACCAGCUUAAACGCCAAUUUCGCAUUUGACAAGGCCGCCGAACACAGGCAGGAAGAAGUCUCUGCGCUACGCGACAAGGCGCAAGAAGUCCCCGACGAAGUGGAAGCCGAAAAACACGGCCUAGUGUACGUCAGAAUGGACGGAAACAUUGGCAACGUCGUCAACGGCGCGGGUUUAGCCAUGGCCACCAACGACGCCAUUGGGUUCCACGGCGGAGCGAGCGCCAACUUUCUAGACGCAGGUGGAAAGGCGACCAAAGAUACCAUGAUCCAGGCGUUCCGGAUCAUUACGCGCGAUGAGAGAGUCAAGGCCAUUCUGGUCAACAUUUACGGCGGCAUCACGCAAUGUGACAUGAUUGCCGAGUCAAUUAUUGGCGCAACGAGCGAGUUGGACAUCCAGGUGCCCAUGGUUGUGCGGCUGCAGGGCACAAAUUCCGAAAAGGGAUUGAAGAUGCUCGAGGAUGCAAAUCUGGGGCUGGUCGUGGAGUCGGACUUUGGGCAGGCGGCGAAGCGGGCGGUUGAACUUGCAGUGUCGAGAUAG